GGGAGGGAGAGGGGGAAGGAGUGGGCGGGAAAAAAAAACCCGAGGAGAGAGUGGAAGAGGGAAGCGAGUCAGUCACGUCAGUCAGUCACCGCCACAGACACACAGACGGACGGACGGACACCGACCGACCCUUAACGCGUCCCGAAAAAAAAAAGGAGGGCCCAAAGGAGGAGGUGGUGGUGGUGAGGUGAGGGGGGGGGGGUGUGGGGUGAAAAGGUUGACCCCCUCAAACGACCCCCCCGGAAGGCCGCGACCAUGAGCUUCUUCAGCUUCGGCCAGAGCGCGGAGCUGGACAUCGCGCUGACCGACGCCGAGACCCGCAAGCGGGCGGAGCACAAGAGCGAGGACGGCAAGAAGGACCGCUACUACCUGUUCUACGACGGCGAGACGGUCUCCGGCAAAGUGAACGUGGCCCUGAAGAACCCGGGCAAGAGGCUCGAGCACCAGGGCAUCAAGAUCGAGUUCAUAGGCCAGAUCGAGCUGUACUACGACCGAGGGAAUCACCAUGAGUUUGUGUCAUUAGUAAAAGAUUUGGCCCGGCCUGGUGAAAUGACACAGUCUCAAACAUUUGACUUUGAGUUUACACAUGUAGAAAAGCCGUACGAAUCCUACACUGGCCAAAAUGUUAAGUUACGGUACUUUCUCAGAGCAACCAUCAGCCGUAGGUUAAACGACAUUACAAAGGAGAUGGACAUUGUUGUGCACACCCUGAGUACCUAUCCUGAGAUGAAUUCCUCCAUCAAGAUGGAAGUUGGGAUUGAGGAUUGCCUUCACAUUGAGUUUGAAUACAACAAGUCAAAAUAUCACCUGAAGGAUGUGAUUGUGGGGAAGAUCUAUUUUUUAUUGGUCCGCAUCAAGAUCAAACACAUGGAGAUUGACAUCAUUAAAAGGGAAACUACUGGAACAGGACCAAAUGUGUUUCACGAAAAUGACACGAUAGCCAAGUAUGAAAUAAUGGACGGCGCCCCAGUCAGAGGAGAGUCCAUUCCCAUCAGGCUCUUUCUAGCAGGAUAUGAGCUAACUCCAAGCAUGAGGGAUAUUAACAAAAAGUUCUCUGUGCGGUACUACCUCAAUCUUGUCCUUAUUGACGAGGAGGAAAGGAGAUACUUCAAGCAGCAGGAAAUCACUUUGUGGCGAAAAGGGGAUAUAGUUCGAAAGAGCAUGUCCCACCAGGCAGCCAUUGCAUCACAGCGUUAUGAAGGGGCUGCAAAUGCUGAAAACAAAUCCCUGGCUAAAAACCAGGAUGCAAGCGAUUAACCUACUUUUCUGUCGCGUUGUGGCAGCUAGACUAACAGUGUAACCUGCAACAAAAUCAACUGGACUUUUUAAGUCUUUCCAACUGAUCUAUUUCCACUUCAGAAGACUGAUUUGGGAUAUUAGGUGAUAUAACUCAUAUGUUUUUUUUAAAAAAAGCCUGUGUGUUUAACGUGGAGCUAGGGCAGGAGAUUUGAUUGACUGACUCUACAGGUAUGAUGGAACAUGCAAUCUGAAACAUUGCUGGCAAAAAUGGAAGGUCCUGCUUCCAUUACUUUUGCCUCAACACAUUUUUUUGUCCUAUCAUGUGGAGCUCCUAAAUCCAUCUUUGGUCUUGCGUAUUAACCCUUCAUAUAUGAAAUUUAACUGUUCAGUUCCUUUUGAAAACCAGAAACAAAACGACUGGUGAUAGUUUCAUCAGACCUCCAAGGAACUUCUUUUCCAUUCUGCCUUGAGCUGAAUCCUGUUCUACACUCCGUUACACAUUAAAUCCAGGCAUUAUUUGUCCUGCUGCUGAAACCGAUAUAGUUACUGACCCUUUCUAACUCGUACAAGAAUGAGAUGUUAAAACUGAAAAAUGAACUACAGCGUUUUGGUCAUUUAACACAAUAUUUUUUUUGUGUGUCAACAUUGAUACACCAUAAAAUUCAGACAGUUUAUCCUUAGCUUUACUCUCUUUAGUUGAGCAGAUGAUGCUACAGGAAUGAAUGAAAAUGGCAGAUAUUCAUAGAUAUAAAGAAGCUCAGUCCUUUUUGUGUGUGAAAGUAGCUACUGUACACAACCACCGAUGGAUUCAGAUCAGGAACAAUCAGAUUUGAAACAAAAUCUGGAUGUACUUGAUGUUCACUUAAUGUUUCCAUGUAGCAUCAUUCCAGAAUCACAGAAAUAAUGGAUUUGAAAUUCCACUAUAUCUGUUAUUUAAUGAAAAAUCAUGUUUCCGUUAUUAUAAUUUCAGUGUGUCAUUCCAAUGCACUCCCACUAUUGAAACAUUUUGAUCCAAGUAGAACAUUUUAAGACAAAAUAUAUAAUAUACGUGUCACGAUAACCUGUACCAAGGCCCCAAAUAGCAGGAAUCUUUUUUUAAACUGGGAAUCUUUUCUGAGAAAUAUUAUUCAGCUUUGUCAUUAUGUCAAGGCAAGUGCUUUUAAUGUCUGUGGUAAUUAAAAUCAAAUGCUUGCUAUUUUUAAGCCGGGAUUACACAAAGGUACUGCGAUUUAAAGCUGCAAUAUAUUUGGUAUGCAACAUCUUCAACUAUGUGGAUUAUUUGACGUUGCAGUUUGUAAUUGUAAUUUCAUUUCAAUUUACAGCCACGUGAUAAUUUAAAACAAAACUUGCACAUUGACAAUAUUGAAUCUUAUAGAACUUAACCAGUCUAUGAUGCUAUGACCCGAUGUUUCACGAUUGGAUAUUUUAAUUUAACGGCCGGCCACUUUAAUUCUGAGGCGUGUAUUUCAGAAUGUAUUUUUAAAUAUUACUUCCACCAAUUAUUUCAGUAACUUAAGUGGUCUAACAGAGAAAGCAGCCCUGGCUGGCAUAUCCUCAGGGACAUAUGGUGCACAAAUAUUAAAACAAUGUAGUCUCUGAUAAAAUAUACAGUAUUACUAAUGACUCCUGUGGCUUCUCAUUCUUCAUUCCAAAAACUGAUUGUAUUAAUGACAUGCUCUUAUUUUACCAGUAGCUAUAUCUAAUUUAAAUAAAUGAUAAUGUUCAA
This is a messenger RNA of Callorhinchus milii (elephant shark), 2965 nucleotides long. Its product is annotated as vacuolar protein sorting-associated protein 26B-like. Lineage: Eukaryota; Metazoa; Chordata; Chondrichthyes; Chimaeriformes; Callorhinchidae. Gene Ontology annotation, biological process: retrograde transport, endosome to Golgi; intracellular protein transport. Bases 256 to 1257 code for a protein of 333 amino acids. Gene Ontology annotation, cellular component: retromer complex; endosome. The transcript has 6 exons. The record is from RefSeq and is a predicted model, not a curated record.